Manihot esculenta (cassava) is the source of this 1192-nucleotide messenger RNA. RefSeq names its product agamous-like MADS-box protein AGL62. NCBI's taxonomy places the organism in Eukaryota, Viridiplantae, Streptophyta, Magnoliopsida, Malpighiales, Euphorbiaceae. The transcript has a single exon. The record is from RefSeq and is a predicted model, not a curated record. Gene Ontology annotation, biological process: positive regulation of transcription by RNA polymerase II. The coding region runs from base 185 to 844 and encodes 219 amino acids. Gene Ontology annotation, molecular function: protein dimerization activity; DNA-binding transcription factor activity, RNA polymerase II-specific; RNA polymerase II cis-regulatory region sequence-specific DNA binding.
AGUAUUGUAUAAUUUAUAAGAAAUCCUUAAUUAAAUUCAAUCAAUUAUAAAUCAGAAGAAUUUUUAAAACAUAAAUAAGUUUGAUAUCUAUGAAUAACAAGAAACUUUUCUUCAUUCUAUAAAUAGAAGUUCAAACGCCUUGAACCUAAAAGCUGUCUCUUUUUCUUAUAUAAUAUUGACUGCUAUGGAUGCAACAACCGACCUGUCCGACCAACGGCCGCUGAGGAAAAGCAGAGGCCGACGAAAGAUUGAGAUCAAGAAAGUGGAGAAAGAAAAUAGGCGAUGUGUUACGUUUUCCAAACGUAAGAGUGGGAUGUUCAAGAAAGCCACCGAAUUAUCUACCUUAUGUGGGGCGGAAGUAGCUGUGAUUCUUUUCUCAGAACACGGGAAAGCGUUUUCUUGUGGCAACCCUAAUAUGGACAAGGUUCUUGAUCGGUAUCUUGCUGAAACAGAAGAGGGUGAAUACAACUCUUGCGUGUUGGAAAGCGGCAGCAAUGGCGAUAUUGUAACUCAGACUUUGCAAAAACAAGAAUACGAGAAAUCUCUUAGACGGUUGGAAGAGAUGAAAAGAGCUUUAAAGAUGGUCGAAAAAAAGAGCAAUAACGUGAAGAAGGGUGAGUUCUGGUGGGAUUUACCGAUGGAUAACAUGGAGAAGGAAGAGCUUGAAGGUUAUAAAGAGUCUCUGGAAGAGUUGAAAAAGAAUGUAAUGGCGAGGAUUGAGGUGAUGGCUGCACAUCAUGCUGCGGGUGAGUCGAGUAUUAUUAACCAGUUUAUUGAUCAUAAUGGAGUUUGGAGUAGUUCUACUGCUUCUUAUGAUGCUGGUUUCAACAAUGGCUUCCUUUAAUUCUUGGAGUGGAGGCUUCUACAAUGGCUUCAUGUAAGGAGUAAUUCUGCUUUAACUUGCUUUAGGUCUCUUCUUAGUUAGGGUUUGGAUAAUGUAUUAGAAUUCCUAUUUGCCUUUUUGACUAAGAAAUCUAAUCGUUUAUAUUAACUUGUGAUUUUAUCAAACAUUUAAGCUUAAAACUACUUAUUAAAAAAAAAUUAGUCAAGGUUAAAAUUUAAUUUAGCAACAAUGAUAUUUGAGUUCUUAAUUUGGGUUAGCCAAAGAAAAUAGCGGCUAUGCUGCUGGAGGAAUCCCGUCUGAAGAUGUAGCAAAGAUGGUUGUAAAAAGUCCGCAGUUAGUUGCAUUGCG